This is a messenger RNA of Oldenlandia corymbosa var. corymbosa, 762 nucleotides long. NCBI's taxonomy places the organism in Eukaryota, Viridiplantae, Streptophyta, Magnoliopsida, Gentianales, Rubiaceae. The record is from the annotation of a GenBank genome assembly.
AUGUUUGCAAGUUUCUUCCAAAAACUCUCGGCACCAGAGGCAGUCCAAAGCUCGCUCAUCAAACAGGUAAAAUUCAUCAAUGGUACUCCAACAUUGGAGUAUGAGGAUGAUGAGUUUGAAAAGCUCAUUGCUCCGCAUCGCUUGAGCCUUGUAGGGAAGUUUUCGUAUGGUCGCCCUAAGAUGGAGGAAAUACAUAAGGAGUUCAAGAAAAUUGGAUUCAAUGGUGACUAUACAUUGGGUUUCAUGAACCCUAGACAUAUUCUAAACCGAUUUGAGGAGGAAGAUGAUUAUCAAAGGGCAAUAGCGAAGCCGGCUAAUGAGUCGCAGUUGCAAACCCUAGCUGCCGUACCAGAGGCGCGCGCUGGGGAAUCGACUUCUGGUCUAUCCAAGAAGGAGAAGAGUGACGUUCCUGUUGAUGUCUCAAACAAUCCUACCUUGGUCGAUGAUAGUGAAAAUAAGAUUAGUAGCUCUCCUCCUAUGGCGGAGGAAGCUCCUGUUUUGGAAAAUUCUAAUCGUUAUGCUGCUCUAGAGGAAGUCUCAGUUGAAGUUGUUGAUGAGGAAGAAGUAGUGAAGGUGGCAGAUGUAUUUGAGGAAGAUGCUAUGCUAUCACAUGAAAUUCAGAAUAUCUCUGAGUUAGUUGAAGCCCCGCGCGAUGUACCUUUGUUGGCUACCACAAGUCCUCUUGAUGUGGGAACCUAUUUGGACGAUGGAGUGUUGGGAAUGUCAGCUGAUGAUGAUUAUCGAGUCAACAUUGAUGAAUGA